UCUGGGUUUAACUAGGGCUUUUCAAAAUAUACACUGCUGCUCAAUUCCCCAAACCAAUCCCACACAGAUUUCUCUCCGAAUUUGAGGAUGAAUAUUGUCAAAUCUAACUCUUUCAACAAACUCGCUCGAUCGGCGCUCAAUUGCCGCCGAAUCUCCACCGCUCCUCCUCGCCUUCUCAACGAGCUGACUGCUAACGCUUCGCCGUAUUUCUCCACCGUCCGCCAUAUUCGUCAUUUGCGCGACCCGGACACUAGGUAUGAGAUUGCCCCGCCCAUAAACUGGGGAGUCCGAAUUGUGCCAGAGAAGAAGGCCUAUGUUAUUGAGAGGUUUGGGAAAUAUUUGAAGACUUUGACUCCUGGAAUCCACUUGCUGGUUCCAUUUGUCGACAAAAUUGCUUAUGUGCAUUCACUGAAAGAAGAGGCAAUUCCUAUUCCAGACCAGUCUGCUAUUACCAAGGACAAUGUCAGCAUUCUAAUUGACGGAGUCCUCUAUGUCAAGAUAAUGGACCCACAGUUGGCAUCGUAUGGGGUUGAGAAUCCAUUUUAUGCUGUGAUUCAGCUUGCACAGACUACCAUGCGAAGUGAGCUAGGUAAGAUCACACUUGACAAGACCUUUGAGGAAAGGGACACUCUCAACGAGAAGAUAGUGAUUUCCAUCAAUGAAGCUGCGAAAAGUUGGGGAUUACAAUGCCUUCGUUAUGAAAUUAGGGAUAUAUCUCCGCCAAGAGGAGUUAAGGCCGCCAUGGAGAUGCAAGCUGAAGCAGAGCGCAAGAGAAGAGCUCAAGUUUUAGAAUCUGAAGGAGAAAGACAGGCAAAUAUUAAUAUCGCAGAUGGAAAGAAAACCUCUGUGAUCCUUCAAUCUGAAGCUGCAAAGAUGGACCAAGUCAACAGAGCUCUAGGAGAAGCAGAAGCUAUCCGUGCUAGAGCACAAGCAACUGCAGAAGGGAUAGCUGUGGUAUCAAAAGCCCUAAAGGAACAUGGUGGUGUUGAGGCAGCAAGUUUAAGAGUUGCUGAGCAAUAUAUUCAGGCCUUCAGUCAGCUUGCAAAGAAGGGCACAACUAUGUUACUACCCUCGAAUCCUGCCCAACCUGCAAGCAUGAUGGCCCAAGCCUUUUCAAUAUACAAGAGCAUGAUCGUUGAUCAGGCUGGCAUUGAGAAAACUGAAAGUUCAGAAUCCAAAGCUGAAGCUGAGACAGAAGAUCCUAGUCCGCCUUUGGAGCUUGGUGAGGAGAGUUCCCCGGCAACUAAACCUGAUGUAGAAAAGCGGACGAGUGCACCCAUAUUUUCUCUACAAAGCACGAAGAACAAGAAGUAAAAGUGAGGGCGCUGUAUUUUGUGGUUCCAUGCCUGUCUGUGUGUUUCAUUUUGAGAUAGGUGAACUAAUAGCUGUAGAGAUAGAGAGUAAAAGAUGUGCUGCAAUAUUUUUGUGCGGAGUUUAUAUUGCAUUCAUUAAUCAUGGCAAGCAUUACGAGCCAGCACCAGAAUUUUAGAAAAUAAUUGGCCAUUUUUCAGUCGGGAUUAAUCUGAUCUGUACACAGAUAUUUACAUCUUUGUGAAUUUCUUUCUUGAUUGGGAAUCAUA
Salvia hispanica is the source of this 1580-nucleotide messenger RNA. RefSeq lists its product as uncharacterized. NCBI's taxonomy places the organism in Eukaryota, Viridiplantae, Streptophyta, Magnoliopsida, Lamiales, Lamiaceae. Gene Ontology annotation, cellular component: membrane; mitochondrion. The record is from RefSeq and is a predicted model, not a curated record. Gene Ontology annotation, biological process: mitochondrion organization.